Polychytrium aggregatum is the source of this 1279-nucleotide messenger RNA. RefSeq names its product mitochondrial carrier domain-containing protein. The transcript has 10 exons. The record is from RefSeq and is a predicted model, not a curated record. Gene Ontology annotation, biological process: transmembrane transport. Gene Ontology annotation, molecular function: transmembrane transporter activity. NCBI's taxonomy places the organism in Eukaryota, Fungi, Chytridiomycota, Chytridiomycetes, Polychytriales. Bases 123 to 1148 code for a protein of 341 amino acids.
UCUUGGGCAGCGCCAGGACCAGCACCUCCCCGAGAGAGCCGAUCCGACGCUGCUGCCCUCGGCGUUGACGCCAUCUCCAUCGUCCGCAUCGUUCGUUGCCGUCGCGGCUUGAUCCCGUCGCCAUGUCCAGCCCGCAAGUCUCCCUGCCCGUCGCUCCGCCUGGGAUCUACGAAAACCUGCCCCAGCACACUCCUGUCUCCAAGCCCAAGGGAAAGAUCAGCUUGACAACCAAGCUGGUGUGCGGAGCUAUCGCCGGUGUCAUCGGAACCUCCAUCAUUUUCCCCUUGGACAUUGUCAAGACCCGACUACAAAACCAGCGACCGGGGCCGGAUGGCCUCCCUCAGUAUCGUGGAGCCGUCGAUUGCUUCAAGCAGAUUGUCCGCAAGGAAGGUGUUCGCGGUCUUUAUCGAGGUCUGCUCCCCAACCUUAUUGGUAUCUGUCCGGAAAAGGCCAUCAAGCUGGCUGUGAAUGACGCUGUGCGUGAGCACUUUGCCGAACAGCUUCAGAUCGAUGCGGACCACAUCCCGGUGCAUUACGGCAUUGUGGCCGGUGCCACAGCCGGCUUCUGCCAGGUCAUUGCGACGAAUCCGAUGGAGAUGGUCAAGAUCCAAAUGCAACUUGCUGGAGCCAACACCGCGCCUGGGCUGCCAAAACCCAGCGCCGGCGAUAUCGUUCGCCAACUCGGCUUGCGAGGUCUCUACAAGGGAACAGCCGCCUGUCUUGCUCGCGAUGUGCCUUUUUCGAUCGUCUUCUUCCCGACAUUGGCCGUUCUCAAGUCUCUUGGCUCGGGCCCGAGCGGUACUCCCAGCUUCGGCGUGGUCUUUGGCUCGGGAAUCGCCGCUGGCAUGAUUGCCGCUGCCGCUGUCACGCCCAUGGAUGUUGUCAAGACACGGCUCCAAGCCAUCCCCCGACCUGGCGACCCUGUCUACAAGGGAAUGGCACACUGCUAUCGGGAAAUCAUCAAGAACGAGGGCUUUAGUGCUCUCUUCCGCGGCGUCGUUCCCCGUAUGCUGAUUGUAUCGCCACUGUUUGCUAUCACCGUUCUUGUUUAUGAAGUCCAGCAGCGCUUCUUGAGCGGAGCCAAGGUCGCCGCUCCUGCAACGAUCUCGCAUUCCUCGCAGUCCAUGUUGCUCCCUCGCAAAGACUGAGCAAGCUCAAGCUAGAGAUGCUAAGGAGAGCAGCGGGGUCAAUGGCUAGUCGAUUCCUCUUCACCAACCGCGUACUGGAACACUAGCACCAUCGGUACCAGCACAGCUCCAUUUGCCUUGCCUUGCCACUG